Messenger RNA from Fusarium sp. VM40, 2364 nucleotides. The record is from the annotation of a GenBank genome assembly. NCBI's taxonomy places the organism in Eukaryota, Fungi, Ascomycota, Sordariomycetes, Hypocreales, Nectriaceae.
AUGCUUCGAGCCAGCCGUAACAUACGCACAGGCUCGGCCUUUCGAUCUUUGGCCACCGUGGCUGGAGUCAGGGGACAAGCACCGCUGAGUCGAUUUGAGCCGGAUCACACAGUUGAUUAUGUUGGCUUCUUAGACAAACUACCUCAUCUAAGAAAGAUUCUUGACCGCCCACUCACGUAUGCUGAAAAGGUUCUCUUGGCCCAUCUUGACGGUGAACAAGAUGAGAGAGUCGUCCGAGGCACAACACAACUAAAACUGAAACCCCGACGAGUUGCAUGCCAAGAUGCUACAGCACAAAUGGCAAUCAUCCAAUUCAUGACUGCAGGACUUGAUAAAACCGCGGUUCCUACUACGGUCCACUGCGAUCAUCUUAUCGUAGGACGCGAUGGUAGCGAGAAGGAUCUUGCAGGAGCACUUACGAGCCACGGCGAAGUAUAUGAGUUCAUGUCGAGUGCCUGUCAACGUUAUAACAUGGGAUUCUGGAAACCAAAUGCCGGCAUCAUCCAUCAGAUCGUGCUUGAGAACUAUGCUUUCCCUGGUGGUAUGCUGAUCGGAACUGACUCUCACACACCAAAUGCUGGCGGCAUGGGCAUGAUUGCCGUGGGAGUCGGCGGUGCAGACGCGGUUGACGUUAUGUCUGGGCUUCCAUUCGAGAUUACAGCCCCCAAGAUUAUUGGUGUUAAGCUCACAGGACAGUUGAGCGGCUGGGCAAGCCCGAAAGAUGUUAUCAGUGCAGUUGCUGGAAUCCUUGGAGUCAAGGGCGGUACCGGAAACAUCAUCGAGUACUUUGGCCCCGGCGCAGAGACAAUAUCUGCCACAGGAAUGUCUUCCAUUACCAACAUGGGCGCUGAGACGGGAGCAACAACAUCCAUCUUUCCCUACUCAGAUUCCAUGUCCGCAUACUUGCGCGCUACGAGCCGGCCUGAGCUAGCUGACGCACUGCAAGUAGCCAAGCACGAGCUCCGAGCAGACGCCGGGGCGGAGUAUGACCACAUCAUUGAGAUUGACCUAUCCACGCUGGAGCCUCGUAUCAACGGACCUUUUACACCCGAUCUGUCGACUCCAAUCUCCAAGUUAGAUCAAGCCGUGAAGGAUAACCAGUGGCCGGAAAAGCUUACCGCAGGUCUAAUCGGAUCGUGCACUAAUUCGUCCUUCGAAGAUCUGUCCCGCGCUGCCAGUUUGGCACGUCAGGCUCUCGAUGCAGGUUUGAAGCCCAAGAUGCCGCUGCUGCUCUCUCCAGGAAGUGAGCAGACUAAUCAGACUCUGAAGCGUGAGGGUAUCAUGGAUGUCUUUAAGCGCCUCGAGAGUAAGGUCCUAUCCAACGCGUGUGGACCCUGCUGUGGUUCAUGGGAUAGGACCGAGAUGAAAAAGGGCACGCCAAAUUCGGUUCUGGCAUCUUAUAACAGGAACUUCACCGGCCGUCUUGACGGCAACCCUGCCACCCAUGCAUUCCUAUCUUCGCCCGACAUGGUCAUGGCCAAGGUGUUCUCCGAAGAUCUUGGCUUCAACCCAUUGAAGGACAGUUUGGUCACAGAGUCCGGCGCUGAGUUUCGCUUCCAGCCUCCUGAUGGAAACGCACUCCCCUCAGGCGAGUAUGAGAAUACAGAUCACGUCUACGACGCACCGUCGACGGAUCCUCACUUCCGUAACGCCGUGACCGUCCAGAUAUCGCCAGAUUCCCAGCGCCUACAAAGACUGGCCCCCUUCAAGCCUUGGGCUGGUGAGGACUUCAAGGAUUGUCCUAUCCUCAUCAAGACUGUGGGUAAAUGCACGACAGACCACAUUACCACUGCAGGUCCAUGGAUGCGCUUCCGCGGUCAUCUUGAGAACAUCUCCAAUAACACUCUGAUCGGCGCUGUCAACGCAGACAACAACGAGGUUAACAAGGUCGUAAACCAAGUUACGGGAGAGCACGGUGGCGUCCCGGAUACAGCCAGGGAUUAUCAAAAGCGAGGACUUCCAUGGGUUGUAGUAGCGGAUCACAACUACGGCGAAGGUUCCUCGCGUGAGCAUGCUGCCCUCCAACCUCGAUACCUCGGCGGUGUUGCCAUCAUUGCUAGAUCAUUUGCUCGUAUCCAUGAGGCCAAUCUCAAGAAGCAGGGCAUGCUGGCGCUGACAUUUGCCGACAAUGCCGCAUACGACAAGAUCAAGGCUUCGGAUCGUAUCAGCAUCGUUGGCUUGACGCAGUUGACACCAGGAAAGAAUUUGCAGAUUAGGGUGACAUCGAAGGAUGGCUCAAGUUGGGUUACAGAUGUUAAGCAUUCGUUUACUGGAGAGCAGAUUGAGUACUUCAAGGCUGGAAGUGCGUUGAAUGUUAUGGCUAGUCGACUGUCACAGAAGGCUUCCACAUCGGCAUCAGUGUAA